CCUCACUCUUUUCUUCCCUGUCUCCCGGAUGCACGCCUCCCCCUCCUCUCUGAAGCGAUUGGGGACUGUUCUCUGCUGGAUCGUGCCCUGGAACUUGCAUUGAGGCUGGCUGGGGUUAUUCUGCACCUGGCCACUUUGCUGGAGCUCCUCCCCCCGAUUUGGGCAGCGUUCUCAGCUCUUGGUAAUGAGGGAACUGGCUGCUGCUGCUCUGACGUUGGGGCUGCUGAUUGAUGUUCUGCCCUGUGACCCGGACCCGCUGGAGUGGAAAGCUAACAGAAGAGAGGCUGACAGGAGACCAGCAUGUCCAGCUAUGAUCCCCUCCCGGAAAUUGAGCGCCUGUUCAUUAAGCAGUAUGAAUACAGCAAGCAGCCGGACUGGUGUCUCCCUGGUGCCUCAGAGUUGUUGAGCUGUGAGCACGAGGAGUUUAGUCUUCUCCUCUCCCUGAAGGAGUCUCUGAAUGAAGUGAAGAACCGGCUGAGUGAUAAGAAAUUGGAUGAUUGGCAUCGGCACACGUCAUUCACUAACAAAGCUGGGAGGGUCGUCCCCGAGGUCCGCAGACAAGCAAAUGCCGAACUUUGUACCCAAGCAUGGUGCAAGUUUCAUGAGAUAGUGUGCACUUACCCCCUCCUACCCGACCACGCACUAUGGGACUCUGAACUAAAUACUGUCCACCUAUGUGAGGCGCCAGGGGCCUUUAUAGCCAGCCUGAACCACUAUCUCAAAACCCAGAACGUGCUCUGUGAUUGGAGCUGGGUGGCGAACACUCUCAAUCCUUACCACGAGGCCAAUGAUGGUUUGAUGAUGAUCGUGGAUGACCGUCUAAUCGCCAACACGUUACCUUGGUGGUACUUUGGCCCAGACAAUACUGGGGAUAUUAUGAGGCGUGAUUACCUGAGUGGGUUACAGAUGUUUAUCAGCAACAUGUCUUCUGUGCACCUUGUUACAGCAGAUGGCAGCUUUGAUUGCCAGGGAAACCCGGGGGAGCAGGAGGCUCUGGUUUACCCCCUGCACUAUUGUGAAGUGGUCACCUGUCUGGAGACACUUAGUCCGGGAGGUUCCUUUGUCUUGAAGAUGUUCACCCUGUUUCAGCAUUCUUCUGUCAACCUUAUGUAUCUCCUGAACUGCUGCUUCCAGGAGGUCCACGUCAUCAAACCCGGGACUAGCAAGUCUGGGAACUCCGAAGUGUACGUGGUUUGCCUGCAUUAUAUCGGCAAAAAUUCCAUCAAGGAUCAUCUGACUAUAAUGACGGCAAAUUUUGGUAUGGAGAUUGGGUGCAAAUCUCUGUUUCCUCGGAGAUUCCUCCCACCAUCAUUUUUGGAAUCCCACCAACAAUGUUGCACCUUCUUCUACGAGCACCAGACACAAACCAUUCUUGAAAAUAUUGAACUUUUUGCCCACAUGGGGGCGGAAGAUAAAUCUCGCCUGAACUUAUUGCGGGAAUCAGCUGUCUGCUAUUACAUGGACAAGUUCCAAGUGAAAUAUAAUCCCAGGAAGUCCUGGCUGGUGAAGAAGCCGCUCGUGGGCUGUCGGUUUAACUCUCGCUGGGUGGGGACGAGUAACCGCCGCAGCGACACUUUCAAUGAGCGCAAGCAACUGGAAACUCUGACGUGGGAAGAGAAAGUCGCCCACGGCUAUUUCAACUCUUGGAUUAAUGACCAUGUCACCGGUAACGUAGGCCGGGGCUGCUUGCUGAGACGCUCAAGUUGUUAUCUGAAAAGUGAAGGGUGGUACUUGCUUCAGGGCCAACGACUGCGGAGAAUCCAGAGCUCAUCGUUUUGCGAUAGUGAACUGCUGAAUGCAUUCAAUGAGACCAUUGAGGGGUGUAUUGAAGGGAAAAAAAAUGUCUCUGGUGCAUUGUUUUGUUCUUCCUGUUGUCUACAGUCUGCGGAGGAUGUGGCCUCGGAGUUCCUGGAAAUGGUGGAGAAUGGACAUGGCAUCCUGGUCAGUGGGGCUAAUUCAGUGUUUGACGUUCUCAGUAGAAGACAGCUGGCAUCAAACUUCCUCGAGUCUUUCCCUCCUAACAGUCCCAUUUCUCUUCUCCAUGAUGGUGACCCGGCCUACCAGCAGCAUCUCAUAUCCUUACUGCUCUGCUCUAUCCAGCGGCUGCAGAUCGGCGACUCCUUACUGCUUCCCGUCCUGUCCGCUUUCACCCGCUUUACAGCCGGCGUAGUUUAUGUAUUAUACCACUGCUUUCAGACCAUCUGCUUCUCUUGUCCCGUCGGCCACCUGGCUGCUGGAGCUGACGCUGUGCUACUGUGCUGCGGAUACCACCCUCUCCCCAGCUCGGUCAUUCAACACCUGCAGGAAGUAAAGCGACUUGUAGAUGAGCUACUGACUUCCAGUUCCCCGAAUCAGGUAUUGGAGUUCAUACCAAUGGAGGAACUCCUGAAUGGCCCAUUUCUGGAGUUCUUAUGGGACCUAAACUCUGCCGUCAUCCAACACAGCCUACACUUAAUUGGACUCCAUGAGAAUCAGAAGUCCCUAUCAAAAACUGCCCCAAUCACGCAGGAAGCUGGACAUACGUAGCGCUGCGGCUUACUGGGUGGUGCGCACAGUCAUGUAUGAUAAUCGCGUGGCUGGCGGUCUGCGCUCAUUGUAUAUAUGUAUGGCAUGCGUUGCACUUUUGGUGAGUAAGUGCUUAUGUGACUGGUGUACGACCACACUCCUAGGCCCAAGCCUUUUAGCUUUUAUUUCUGGAAUACGGUAUUUGUCCAGAAUGCUUUUGUUAUGCCGCGGCCGAUCGGUAAUUACUGCCCUCUCUCCUUUUGUUCCUUACAUGUGAAUGGCCUUCACUAUUUUUUAGUUGGAGAAUAUUGUGGUUUGUGACCAAUGUCCAUUUCAUCUUUUUGAAGUAAAACAUGAAUAUUUUUGUUCUCUCA
Messenger RNA from Pseudophryne corroboree (corroboree frog), 2879 nucleotides. RefSeq names its product cap methyltransferase 2 (gene CMTR2). Gene Ontology annotation, molecular function: methyltransferase cap1 activity. The transcript is spliced from 2 exons. The record is from RefSeq and is a predicted model, not a curated record. NCBI's taxonomy places the organism in Eukaryota, Metazoa, Chordata, Amphibia, Anura, Myobatrachidae. Bases 301 to 2526 code for a protein of 741 amino acids. Gene Ontology annotation, biological process: 7-methylguanosine mRNA capping. Gene Ontology annotation, cellular component: nucleus; cytoplasm.